AUGACGACAGUACCGGUAAACUCGCGGUCCAGCGCUGAUUUACGUGCCGCGGGGGACGCCCCGCACCAGGCGCCGUUCAGUUUGUCACUGGCUCAGCUGCUGUUGGACGCCAACGCGCCUGCGGUGGGCGUGGACGUACACGGCUGCGUCACGGUCUGGAACAAGCGGCUCGUGGACAUUACGGGCUUUGAAGCCGAGUGCGUCGUGGGCCGCCCGCUCUCGGACUUUGUAUACGGCGUCCAGCGCAAGCGCGAGAUCUUGAAGGUGAUCAAGACCUGUGUGGCCGCCAAGCGACCGGAGCUCGAGCUGCGGCUGCCGCUGCUCACGACCACGGGCCGCAACGCCCAAGUGCUGACCAACAUGACGCCGCUGCUGGCCGAAGACGGCUCAUGUGUCGGCGUCUACGGCGUCGGUCAAGACGUGACCGAGUGGGCGAGUCAGGAGAAGCAGUACGCGACCGUGAUGAUGCAGGCGAACGCGCCCAUCAUUGAGCUCGACAAAGAAGGCAACAUCACUGUGUGGAACUCCAAGACGGCGUCCAUGACGGGGUACGCGAGCGUCGAUAUGGUGGGCGAACCGCUGCUGCCCGUCGUGGACGAGAGUUUCCGCAAGAUUGUGUCGGAGAAGAUCGACCAGGCGCUGACUGGCACGCCAGGAGCUGACUUUGAGCUGCCGCUGAUGACAGCAAGAGGGUCCCGCGUGGAGAUUGUGCUGUGCUUGACGCCGCGGUUUGACACGCUGGGGUCAGUCAUGGGCGUCGUGGCGAUUGGACAGGAUGUGACCGAGAGAAACACGAAAGAGAUGGAGUACAGGAAACUGAUUGAGACGGCGAAUGCGCCGAUCUUUGGCGUCGAUACGAAAGGAAGAGUCGUGAUCUUCAAUGCAAAGGCAGCGCAGAUCAGUGAGUACACGCCAGAAGAGGUCAUGGGCGUCGAUCUCGUUGAUACGCUGAUUUCGGAAGAGUUUCGGCCUGCAGUUGCUGCUGUUUUCCAGAGUGCCUUCCAGGGAACGGAGACGGCAAACUUUGAGUUCCCGUUGGUCACCAAGACGGGUCGAAAAGUGGAGAUCCUGCUGAACGCAACACCUCGAUAUGAUCAUACAGGUAAACUCGUGGGCGUGGUUGGCAUUGGCCAGGACAUCACUGACCGUAUCAUUCAGGAGAAGGAGUACAGCCGCCUCAUUGACACCGCAAAUGCACCCAUCUUUGGCAUUGACUGCAACUACAAAGUGAUAAUCUGGAACAAGAAGGCAGCCGCAAUCACAGAGUACACGAACGAAGACACUAUCGGCCAGGAGUUGUUCAAGUUCAUAUCCGAGGACUACCGUGAUGCUGUUACGAAAGUGUUUUCGAGAGCGCUCGAAGGGACAGGCACCGCAAACUUUGAUUUCCCACUGAUCACGAAAAGCGGGCGUCGACUUGAAAUUCUGCUGAAUGCGACGCCAAAGUACGACCAUUUUGGCAACAUCAGCGGAGCCGUGGGUAUUGGCCAGGACAUUACCGACAGACGUGCUCAGGAGCAGGAGUACACUCGUCUCAUCGAUACAGCUAACGCACCGAUCUUUGGAGUCGAUGAAAAGGGAUGUGUGAACAUCUGGAACCGAAAAGCCGCCGAUACUACACAAUACUCGAACGAAGAGGUGCUCGGGGUCAAUUUGGUGGAAAACUUCAUUCCGGUUGAUUUCCAAGAGGUGGUGUGGGCGGUACUCUCGCAAGCGCUAAUGGGGCAAGAAACGGCAAACUUCGAGUUUCCGCUGAUCACGAAGGGAGGUCGUCGCGUAGAAAUUCUGUUGAACGCCACUCCACGCUUCAAUGAGAAAGGUGUUGUGAUUGGUGUCGUAGGUAUCGGACAGGACAUCACCGUGCGUAUGGCUCAGGAGAAGGAAACGAACCGGUUGAUCCACUCAGCGAAUGCUCCGAUAUUUGGUGUUGAUCAAGACGGGCGGGUGAAUAUAUGGAAUUUGAAGGUGGCCGAAAUUACCCAGUUUUCUUCCGAAGAAGUGAUGGGCAAGGAUUUGGUGAAUCGAUUUGUUGCCGAAGACCAUCGUGAGUCGGUAGGGUUGCUGUUACGAAAAGCCCUCGAAGGAGAACCCACGGGAAACUUCGACUUUCCGCUUAUUACGAAGACUGGGCGCCGAGUGGAGAUAUUGCUUAAUGCGACACCACGCUACGACGAGCUAGGACAGAUCUUUGGUGUUACAGGAAUUGGCCAAGAUAUCACUGAGCGUAUUGCUCAGGAGCAGGAGUACAUCCGCUUGAUUGAUACUGCGAAUGCUCCUAUAUUCGGAGUGGACAGUGAAGGCCGGGUAAACAUAUGGAAUAAAAAAGCCGCAGAAAUUAUGCAGUACACGACCGAUGCAGUGAUGGGAGAGAAACUUGUGGAAAAGUACAUAACCAAAGACUACCAAGAGGCUGUGAACAAUGUGCUAUCUGAGGCUCUGAACGGCGUUGAGACAGCGAACUUCGAGUUUCCGUUGAUCACGAAGGCUGGUCGACGCGUCGAGAUCUUGCUGAACGCUACGCCCCGCUACAAUGAGCAUGGCGUUGUAAUAGGCAUGGUUGGUAUCGGUCAGGAUAUUACCGAGCGUAUUGCACAAGAGCAGGAGUACACACGCCUGAUACACACUGCCAAUGCGCCGAUCUUUGGUGUCGAUAUCAAUGGACGUGUGAACAUCUGGAAUCGAAAAGCUGCCGACAUCAUGCAAUACACGAAUGAGGACGUGCUGGAUAAGGACUUGGUGGCCGAGUUUAUCUCCGAAGAGUACAAGGUGCCGGUGCGCAGCGUGUUGGAGAAAGCGUUCGAAGGGGUCGAGACGGCGAACUUCGAGUUUCCGUUGAUCACGAAGGCUGGUCGACGCGUCGAGAUCCUGCUGAAUGCCACGCCCCGCUACAAUGAACGUGGUGAAGUCAUGGGCAUGGUUGGCAUCGGUCAGGAUAUUACCGAACGUAUUGCGCAAGAGCAGGAGUACACGCGCUUGAUCGACACUGCCAAUGCGCCGAUCUUUGGUGUCGAUAUCAAUGGACGUGUGAAUAUUUGGAAUCGAAAAGCCGCUGACAUCAUGCAGUACACCAACGAAGAUGUACUUGGCAAAGACCUUGUAGUUGAGUUCAUUUCGAACGAGUAUAAGGUACCUGUGCGUAGCGUGCUCGAGAGGGCGUUCGAAGGGGUCGAGACGGCGAACUUUGAGUUUCCGUUGAUCACGAAGGCUGGUCGACGCGUCGAGAUCCUGCUGAAUGCCACGCCCCGCUACAACGAACGUGGUGAAGUCAUGGGCAUGGUUGGCAUCGGUCAGGAUAUUACCGAACGUAUUGCGCAAGAGCAGGAGUACACGCGCUUGAUCGAUACUGCCAAUGCGCCGAUCUUUGGUGUCGAUAUCAAUGGACGUGUGAAUAUUUGGAAUCGAAAAGCUGCCGACAUCAUGCAAUACACGAAUGAGGACGUGCUGGAUAAGGACUUGGUGGCCGAGUUUAUCUCCGAAGAGUACAAGGUGCCGGUGCGCAGCGUGUUGGAAAAAGCGUUCGAAGGGAUCGAGACUGCGAACUUUGAGUUUCCGUUGAUCACGAAGGCUGGUCGCCGCGUCGAGAUCCUGCUGAAUGCCACGCCCCGCUACAAUGAACGUGGUGAAGUCAUGGGCAUGGUUGGCAUCGGUCAGGAUAUUACCGAACGUAUUGCGCAAGAGCAGGAGUACACGCGCUUGAUUGAUACUGCCAAUGCGCCGAUCUUUGGUGUCGAUAUCAAUGGACGUGUGAAUAUUUGGAAUCGAAAAGCCGCUGACAUCAUGCAGUACACCAACGAAGAUGUACUUGGCAAAGACCUUGUAGUUGAGUUCAUUUCGAACGAGUACAAGGUGCCGGUGCGUAGCGUGCUCGAGAGGGCGUUCGAAGGGGUCGAGACGGCGAACUUCGAGUUUCCGUUGAUCACGAAGGCUGGUCGACGCGUCGAGAUCCUGCUGAAUGCCACGCCCCGCUACAACGAACGUGGUGAAGUCAUGGGCAUGGUUGGCAUCGGUCAGGAUAUUACCGAACGUAUUGCGCAAGAGCAGGAGUACACGCGCUUGAUUGAUACUGCCAAUGCGCCGAUCUUUGGUGUCGAUAUCAAUGGACGUGUGAACAUCUGGAAUCGAAAAGCUGCCGACAUCAUGCAAUACACGAAUGAGGACGUGCUGGAUAAGGACUUGGUGGCCGAGUUUAUCUCCGAAGAGUACAAGGUGCCGGUGCGCAGCGUGUUGGAAAAAGCGUUCGAAGGGGUCGAGACGGCGAACUUCGAGUUUCCGUUGAUCACGAAGGCUGGUCGACGCGUCGAGAUCCUGCUGAAUGCCACGCCCCGCUACAAUGAACGUGGUGAAGUCAUGGGCAUGGUUGGCAUCGGUCAGGAUAUUACCGAGCGUAUUGCGCAAGAGCAGGAGUACACGCGCUUGAUUGAUACUGCCAAUGCGCCGAUCUUUGGUGUCGAUAUCAAUGGACGUGUGAACAUCUGGAAUCGAAAAGCUGCCGACAUCAUGCAAUACACGAAUGAGGACGUGCUGGAUAAGGACUUGGUGGCCGAGUUUAUCUCCGAAGAGUACAAGGUGCCGGUGCGCAGCGUGUUGGAAAAAGCGUUCGAAGGGGUCGAGACGGCGAACUUCGAGUUUCCGUUGAUCACGAAGGCUGGUCGACGCGUCGAGAUCCUGCUGAAUGCCACGCCCCGCUACAACGAACGUGGUGAAGUCAUGGGCAUGGUUGGCAUCGGUCAGGAUAUUACCGAACGUAUUGCGCAAGAGCAGGAGUACACGCGCUUGAUUGAUACUGCCAAUGCGCCGAUCUUUGGUGUCGAUAUCAAUGGACGUGUGAAUAUUUGGAAUCGAAAAGCCGCUGACAUCAUGCAGUACACCAACGAAGAUGUACUGGGCAAAGACCUUGUAGUUGAGUUUAUCUCCGAGGAGUACAAGGUGCCGGUGCGAAGCGUGCUCGAGAGGGCGUUCGAAGGGGUCGAGACGGCGAACUUCGAGUUUCCGUUGAUCACGAAGGCUGGUCGACGCGUCGAGAUCCUGCUGAAUGCCACGCCCCGCUACAAUGAACGUGGUGAAGUCAUGGGCAUGGUUGGCAUCGGUCAGGAUAUUACCGAACGUAUUGCGCAAGAGCAGGAGUACACGCGCUUGAUCGAUACUGCCAAUGCGCCGAUCUUCGGUGUCGAUAUCAAUGGACGUGUGAACAUCUGGAAUCGAAAAGCUGCCGACAUCAUGCAAUACACGAAUGAGGACGUGCUGGAUAAGGACUUGGUGGCCGAGUUUAUCUCCGAAGAGUACAAGGUGCCGGUGCGCAGCGUGCUCGAGAGGGCGUUCGAAGGGGUCGAGACGGCGAACUUCGAGUUUCCGUUGAUCACGAAGGCUGGUCGACGCGUCGAGAUCCUGCUGAAUGCCACGCCCCGCUACAAUGAACGUGGUGAAGUCAUGGGCAUGGUUGGCAUCGGUCAGGAUAUUACCGAACGUAUUGCGCAAGAGCAGGAGUACACGCGCUUGAUCGAUACUGCCAAUGCGCCGAUCUUCGGUGUCGAUAUCAAUGGACGUGUGAACAUCUGGAAUCGAAAAGCUGCCGACAUCAUGCAAUACACGAAUGAGGACGUGCUGGAUAAGGACUUGGUGGCCGAGUUUAUCUCCGAAGAGUACAAGGUGCCGGUGCGCAGCGUGUUGGAGAAAGCGUUCGAAGGGGUCGAGACGGCGAACUUCGAGUUUCCGUUGAUCACGAAGGCUGGUCGACGCGUCGAGAUCCUGCUGAAUGCCACGCCCCGCUACAAUGAACGUGGUGAAGUCAUGGGCAUGGUUGGCAUCGGUCAGGAUAUUACCGAACGUAUUGCGCAAGAGCAGGAGUACACGCGCUUGAUCGAUACUGCCAAUGCGCCGAUCUUCGGUGUCGAUAUCAACGGACGUGUGGACAUCUGGAAUCGAAAAGCUGCCGACAUCAUGCAAUACACGAAUGAGGACGUGCUGGAUAAGGACUUGGUGGCCGAGUUUAUCUCCGAAGAGUACAAGGUGCCGGUGCGCAGCGUGUUGGAGAAAGCGUUCGAAGGGGUCGAGACGGCGAACUUCGAGUUUCCGUUGAUCACGAAGGCUGGUCGACGCGUCGAGAUCCUGCUGAAUGCCACGCCCCGCUACAAUGAACGUGGUGAAGUCAUGGGCAUGGUUGGCAUCGGUCAGGAUAUUACCGAACGUAUUGCGCAAGAGCAGGAGUACACGCGCUUGAUCGAUACUGCCAAUGCGCCGAUCUUCGGUGUCGAUAUCAACGGACGUGUGGACAUCUGGAAUCGAAAAGCUGCCGACAUCAUGCAAUACACGAAUGAGGACGUGCUGGAUAAGGACUUGGUGGCCGAGUUUAUCUCCGAAGAGUACAAGGUGCCGGUGCGCAGCGUGUUGGAGAAAGCGUUCGAAGGGGUCGAGACGGCGAACUUCGAGUUUCCGUUGAUCACGAAGGCUGGUCGACGCGUCGAGAUCCUGCUGAAUGCCACGCCCCGCUACAAUGAACGUGGUGAAGUCAUGGGCAUGGUUGGCAUCGGUCAGGAUAUUACCGAACGUAUUGCGCAAGAGCAGGAGUACACGCGCUUGAUCGAUACUGCCAAUGCGCCGAUCUUCGGUGUCGAUAUCAACGGACGUGUGGACAUCUGGAAUCGAAAAGCUGCCGACAUCAUGCAAUACACGAAUGAGGACGUGCUGGAUAAGGACUUGGUGGCCGAGUUUAUCUCCGAAGAGUACAAGGUGCCGGUGCGCAGCGUGUUGGAGAAAGCAUUCGAAGGGGUCGAGACGGCAAACUUCGAGUUUCCGUUGAUCACGAAGGCUGGUCGACGCGUCGAGAUCCUGCUGAAUGCCACGCCCCGCUACAAUGAACGUGGUGAAGUCAUGGGCAUGGUUGGCAUCGGUCAGGAUAUUACCGAGCGUAUUGCGCAAGAGCAGGAGUACACGCGCUUGAUCGAUACUGCCAAUGCGCCGAUCUUUGGUGUCGAUAUCAAUGGACGUGUGAACAUCUGGAAUCGAAAAGCUGCCGACAUCAUGCAAUACACGAAUGAGGACGUGCUGGAUAAGGACUUGGUGGCCGAGUUUAUCUCCGAAGAGUACAAGGUGCCGGUGCGCAGCGUGUUGGAGAAAGCGUUCGAAGGGAUCGAGACGGCGAACUUCGAGUUUCCGUUGAUCACGAAGGCUGGUCGACGCGUCGAGAUCCUGCUGAAUGCCACGCCCCGCUACAACGAACGUGGUGAAGUCAUGGGCAUGGUUGGCAUUGGUCAGGAUAUUACCGAGCGUAUUGCGCAAGAGCAGGAGUACACGCGCUUGAUUGAUACUGCCAACGCGCCGAUCUUUGGCGUGGAUGCCAACAUGUGCGUGAAUAUCUGGAAUCGGAAAGCAGCACAGAUUACGAACUACUCGAUCGAGGAGGUUUUGGGCGAGAACCUGGUGGAAACGUUUAUCUCUCCGGAGUUCCGGCCUAUUGUCGCUGAAGUGCUGUCGCAGGCACUGAAAGGUGUCGAAACCGCAAACUUCGAGUUUCCGUUGAUAACGCGUCCAGGCACACGAAUUGAGAUUUUACUGAACGCGACGCCUCGGUAUGAUCUGAAUGGCAACAUUGUGGGUGUUGUCGGGAUCGGUCAAGACAUUACUGAUCGCAUUGCUCAGGAGCACGAGUAUUUCCGACUGAUUGAUACCGCCAAUGCUCCGAUCUUCGGCAUUGACACAAACGGUCGUAUCAACGAGUGGAACCAGAAGAUUGAGGAGAUUACAGGCUACCACAAGUCAAGCGUGUUGGGACUUUCACUUGUUCACACAUUCAUUACACCAGAAAGUCGACAACAAGUUCGCCAGCUGCUUAACCAAGCAUUGAUCGGCAUUGAUGUCGGUGAGAUGGAGCUCCCAAUGACGACGAAACGUGGUGUCUUCUUGCUGCUUCUUGUGAACGCGUCGAGUAAGAAAGACAUGCAUGGAAACAUCCGUGGUGUGAUCGGUGUUGGACAAGAUUACACCGCAAGAAAGCAUAUGGAGGCUGCUAAGGUGAAUUUCUUGGCCUCUUUUAGCCACGAGCUGCGAACGCCGCUGAACGGUGUAUUGGGAAUGCUGGAACUGUUGAAAGAGCAACCUCUCGAUAAAUCUAUCGAGAGAUACGUGCACAUGGCAUACGUUUCUGGAAGUCUCCUGCUGAAUCUGAUCAACGAUAUUCUGGACUUGUCGAAGAUUGAGGCUGGGCAUUUGGAAAUCUCGACAGCGCCAUUUCAGAUGCACGACCUGCUCGACUAUUCGAUCGAGAUAUUCAAGUUCAAAGCCCGAGAACGUGGUCUCCAGCUUGAGCUGAAGUGCGGGGACAAUGUACCAAAGGUUGUGAUUGGUGACGUUGUGCGCUUACGCCAGGUUUUGCUUAACUUGCUGUCGAACGCAAUAAAGUUUACGAAUGAAGGCUCGAUUACGGUAGCGUGUAGCGUGGUGCAUUCUCCUGAGUUACCCCAUCAAUUCAAGAAGCUGCUGUUUCAGGUCAUUGAUACCGGCAUUGGUAUGGAUGCAGAGGAAAAGAUGCGCUUGUUUUCGUUGUUCACGAAACUGGAGCGCACACGACAGAACAACCCGACCGGCUCUGGCCUGGGACUCGCAAUUUGCAAGCAGCUUGCGGAGCUUAUGGAUGGCUCCAUCGAUGUCGAUAGUGAGCUGGGUGUCGGAAGCAAUUUUUUCUUCACCGUGAUUGUGAGAUUGAUUGACGAGGUGGACCCGAAGCGCGCAUUCUACUCGUCCGAAGAUUGCAUGGAGCCGUCAUUGUCGUUGGUGUCACCUGACAAAGCUGGCGAUGGUAGUGAAAUGUCCUCCGUACGCGUAGAGGUUCCAACUCAGGCCCGCAUCUUGGUCGUUGAAGAUAACGAAUUCAACUGGGAAGUGGUGAAAUGCUUCCUUCAGCAAGACGAUCACUUGCUGCAGUGGGAAGUUAAUGGUCGCGAUGCCGUGAAGGCUUACAGCGAGAACCAUACGGAGUUUGAUCUGGUCUUCAUGGAUUGCGAAAUGCCCAUCAUGGAUGGCUACACAGCCACGGCUACAAUUCGCGAGUACGAGCAGAAACAUAAUCUUCCCCGUAUCCCGAUCCUUGGCUUGACUGCCUACGCCAUGAGUGGCGACCGGCAGAAGUGUCUCGACUGUGGCAUGGAUGAGUUCAUGGUAAAGCCUAUCUCGAAGCUGAGUCUUCGCAAGGCCAUUCGGCAGUGGAUGCGUAUUCGCUAUCUUGGCCAGCACUCCCCCGCACUGGGAAACGUGGCAAACGUCCCUGGUUUUACAAAGCAAUCGCUGAAGCCUGUGAAUCUGCAGAAUGGGUCUGGUAGUACGGCUAAAAGCUCAGUGCGGACCUCCAUUCCGCCACCAGGUGCCCUCAGUUCAACGCCAUCGUUCGAGAGUGACCUUGAGGAUGUCACGCUUACGGGUGCAGUAUCGACUGCAAGACUUGCACCUGCGUCACGUCAUAUGCAGCAACUGGAUCUCGCUCAAGCUAUUUCGAACUUGGAACUUGACGAUCCUAUGUCAAUCGGUCUUCAAAGUGGCGGGGCCGUUCGAACGGCAACGCCAACGACUUCGAUCUUUAGUCUAGGACCGUCGGUGAAUAGUAACGCUUCACGAACGGCAAACUCGAACGAGUUGCCAGACUUGCUUCGACUGUCAAGGAACACAAGCUGUACAUCUACAAUAAUGAGCCCACCAGAACAGGAAAAGCACUCGCCGGAGACGUCGACUACACUGCCUAAUGUCAAAGUACCUUUUCCAGGGGGAACGGCAAGUCCAGUUCUCGGUGAAGUGCGGUCGUCGCUGCCUGUGAACCCAACGCUUUGGAGCCAUCCCCCGUUCAACAAGAAGGACCUACCAACGGAAGAACCGGUCUGUUGGCCCGGUCUUGCGCCAAAGAAGAAGGUCAGCUUUCACGAGGACCUCGACUACGAAUCGAGCCAAUUGAGCACCAGAGAAGUGUACAGUAGUGGUAGUGGCUGUGGCAUGCCAUCGGUCUUGGAGCGCAUGGAAACUAGCAGCUCGGUCGACGAGGAUGGUCCGGCGGUAGCUGCUGUCAUGCGUCCAAUUGAUCCGAUGGCCAUUGAGAUCCCGGAAGGAGACCCGGUGAACUAUUCACUAGGAGUUGAUCAGUGCGGAGGACAAGAAGGGCUUUUCUUGAUGCUACUGGAGAAGUUUGCGACAACGUUGGAGGCCAUCAUGGCCCGGGUUAUCGAAGCUCACGAAUGCAACGACUUUGCUACUGCUCGCCGCGAAGCCCAUUCACUGAAGGGGUCAUCUGCCUACGUCGCUGCCCUUCGUGUGUCCAAGUGCGCCUUCCGCGUUCAAGUUGCGUAUGAGCAGUUGAUAGCAAAGCAGGUCAUUGGCGAGGGUUCUGACACAGUGGAUGCGAAGCAGGUCGUAGAUGACUCUGUUCGCCUACUCACGAAGGAGCAAAGACUGCUGCGCGGAUAUCUUCGCCGCAACUUUGAGUUCAAGUCCAGAUCAAACGCGUCUCAAGUGCGUUCAGGCGAACAUGACAAUCACGAUAAAGACAACGGCUCAUGCCGCGUGAUGUGA
This is a messenger RNA of Hyaloperonospora brassicae, 10545 nucleotides long. The record is from the annotation of a GenBank genome assembly. NCBI's taxonomy places the organism in Eukaryota, Oomycota, Peronosporomycetes, Peronosporales, Peronosporaceae.